GAGUACUCCAGCCGAGCCGAGAAAUCCGUUACCAGGCUGCUGUGUCCCCAAGGGCCAUUCCAGGGCGGAAGAGGACGGGGAAAACCGCUGUGUCGAUUCCUCGGCCCUGUGGGCCGGGCGCGCAGCGGGUCGGGUUACAGACAGGUGAGUCUGGCGGAUGGGCGAGCUGCGGGCGCCAGGGAGCUCCUGGCGAGACGCGCCCCGGCAGCCCCCGAGCCCGCAGGAGUCUGCUCACCCACAGGAGGGGUGCGCCCACCGCAGCGGUGGAGGCAGUGCUGCGCGUCCCCGGGCGCACCCGAGCAGGGGCCGUGAGAGGGACAGCGCGCGCCCGAAACGCCGGCACUGCUGGUCUCAGAAACUUGGCAUCUUUCUCUUACCAACUCCUCUUCCUUCUCUCCCAACUCCCCCUCCGCGAAUAAAGCCCGAGAGGAAAAACCAAAACCAAAAAUAAAUAGAAAGCUCUCCAGCCACCUCCCCAGUAGCAGCCCGUCUUCAUUUACUGGGAAAGGUAUUUCCCAGCCUCUGAUUUCGGGGAGCGGGCAGUUAGGCGAAGACUGUAAUGGGAGUGGGCACGGAUAAGAGAUUUGUUUCGGAGCUGCGUUUGCAUAACAGGCGCUCGGCUUUUGUUUCCAUUGUGUGUUUAUUUGGGUUGAUGAGGCUCUUGGGGUGGUAGGUCUUGGGAUGGAAGCUGCUUUAGCAGAGCAAGCCGACUUGUUUUCCCCAGAUUGUGUGGCACAGAUCAGUAAUAACGACGUGUUCUAAAGCUGCCGAGCUUUAAGUCAUAUUAUUACUGUGCUUAUUUGGGGGGGGCUGUUGUAAAUGAUGGGGAUCUUGAGUCCCCAAGUCGCCCUCUUUACCAGAACAGAGCCCUGGGUAAUCUCCCUGCCGCCUCCCCCUUCCGCCCGCCGGGAUUUCAACUAGCCGCGGAAACCAUCCACAAAGUCCGGAGGAACUGAGCCAUUUUCUUGCUUGCUUGUCGGAGACAAAUCCACCCGGGGGCGGGGGAUGGUGGUGGUGUGUGCAACUCGCAGGAAGCUCCAGCUCUUAGGAUGGACGCCCCGGGAAGCGGACCUGGGGGUUAACCUCUAAGAGUUUGCCCUGAGGUGCUCAUGAUGGGGAAUGGGGCGAGAGGCUGAUCAAAAAACGUUCUUCCCUUUUUAAAAAGGGGAGGGGGGGAAGAAUCAGACGUUAAAUUCUUUUGCAAACAUUCAUGCCUAAGGAAGGGCUGGAACAGGCAGCCCCGGCCGCCGGAACCGGUCGGACAGGUAGCGAGCUUGUUGACACCGUUAUGUUGCAGGGCGCAUGCUCACUCCCAAGUUUCCUGGUGUCUCUUCUAUUCCACCUUAUGAAACUUUUUCCCCGGCGUGGUCUCACCCGCGAUUUAAGGCAUAGGUGUCGCCGAGCCCGGAGGCUGGGAGUCGCCGGGCGUGCGGGGGAGAGGCCUGGGCCGCGGCGCGGCGGGGGGCGGAGGGAGAGGGCAGGCUAGGCGGGAAGGUGGGCUCUGGCCGCCGGGAGCCGGGGACCGAGUCACUGCCGCAGCCCCUAUCGGGGAGCAGCCGGCAGGAAGGGGGCCGCCGGCCGGGGAGGGGGCCACACCAUGCCCAAAGUCUUCCUGGUGAAGAGGAGGAGCCCGGGGGUCUCUGUCCGCAGCUGGGAUGAGCUCCCGGAUGAGGAAAGGGCAGACACCUACAUCCCAGUGGGCCUGGGCCGUCUGCUCCACGACCCCCCCGAGGACUGCCGCAGCGACGGCGGCAGUAGCAGCAGCAGCGGCGGCAGCAGCAGCGCGGGGGAGCCUGGAGGCGCCGAGAGCAGCUCGUCCCCGCGCGCCCCCGAGCGCGAAAUCCCCGAGCCUGGCGACGCAGAGGGCCCGGGUGGACACCUGGCGGCGAUGCAGCGCCCAGUCGCUAGGUCGAAAAUCAAGUUCACCACAGGCACAUGCAGCGACCCGGCGGUUCACAGCUGUGAGCUGUGUGGCAAGGGCUUCCGCCUGCAGCGCAUGCUCAACCGCCACCUCAAGUGCCACAACCAGGUGAAGAGACACCUGUGCACCUUCUGUGGCAAGGGCUUCAACGACACCUUUGACCUGAAGAGGCACGUCCGCACGCAUACAGGCAUUCGCCCCUACAAAUGUGACAUCUGCAACAAAGCCUUCACCCAGCGCUGCUCCUUGGAGUCCCACCUGAAGAAAAUCCAUGGGGUGCAGCAACAGUACGCCUACAAGCAACGCCGGGACAAGCUCUACGUCUGUGAGGAUUGUGGCUACACGGGCCCCACCCAGGAGGACCUGUACCUGCACGUGAACAGUGCCCACCCGGGCAGCGCCUUUCUCAAAAAGACAUCCAAAAAACUAGCGGCUCUUUUGCAAGCCAAGCUGACAUCCACACUCCAGGGGAAUGUCACCCUGAGCGAGGAAGAGGAGAAGUGAGGAGGUGCAGGAGGAGGAGCAGGGAGAGAUGCUCGAGCUGCCACGCUUACGGGGAUUUUUGGUUUUGGAGGGGUCCCCCGCCCCACUGGGCUCAGUUCAUCCCUCUGCCCUCCCAGGGCCACGGCAGGGGAUCUGUUCCAAGGUUGUCAAUGAUGAUAGUGGUGUCCAGCCCCCUGUAACCCACGUCCUGUUGAACAGUCACAUUAACAAAAGUUCGUGGAUGGCCACGAUCGCCGUGCGGUAUUUUUCUUUUUUCCUGUUUUUUUUUUUUUUUUUAACGAUUUUCAUAUGUGGAGGCAGAGGUGUUCUUAGACUAUCAUUUUAUGGUGCCUUGAAAUAAAAGUCCUUCCACCUGAAAUGCUA
Molecule: messenger RNA, 2788 nt
Organism: Acinonyx jubatus (cheetah)
Lineage: Eukaryota; Metazoa; Chordata; Mammalia; Carnivora; Felidae
Gene: OVOL2
Product: ovo like zinc finger 2
Exons: 4
Coding region: 1598-2425 (275 amino acids)
Biological process (GO): epidermal cell differentiation; regulation of transcription by RNA polymerase II
Cellular component (GO): nucleus
Molecular function (GO): DNA-binding transcription factor activity, RNA polymerase II-specific; RNA polymerase II cis-regulatory region sequence-specific DNA binding
Source: RefSeq, a predicted model, not a curated record